Amphibalanus amphitrite is the source of this 2573-nucleotide messenger RNA. Its product is annotated as calcium and integrin-binding protein 1-like. Gene Ontology annotation, molecular function: calcium ion binding. The transcript has 6 exons. The record is from RefSeq and is a predicted model, not a curated record. NCBI's taxonomy places the organism in Eukaryota, Metazoa, Arthropoda, Thecostraca, Balanomorpha, Balanidae. Bases 298 to 867 code for a protein of 189 amino acids.
GUGCGUGGGACUGAUAUGCAUCUUCUGCUGGACAAAUCUGGCUUUUGAUUGGCCAAAGUUAGAUACUUGCUUUCAGUUGACACUAUUCACACCAAAAAAGUUAGGUAAUGAACAGGAUUUCUGAAAAUUGCCAAACAAAGGAAAAUCGUCUCUUGCAGCUUUUGUCGUUUGGAUUUUCUCGGGGAUGUUGUGUGGGCAGCCGCGCAUUUCAGUGAUGAUAGAAACUGUUGAGAAAGAAAUGCUUGUUUAGAGAGUUUCGUUGUCUUCUGGCCUUGGCAGGAGUAACUGUUCGAUGCAAUGGGUCAGGGGAGCAGCAAGCAGCAGGAAGACUUCCUAACUGAGGAGGAGAUUGAAGAUUAUCAAGAUCUUACAUACUUUACCAGACAAGAAAUCAUUGUUGCUCACAAGAAAUUCAAGGCUCUUGCACCAGAUAUCGUGUCAGAGAACAGAAAUGCACGUCUGGAGAUGAGUGUGAUGCUCAACUACCCAGAACUGCGAGCCAAUCCGUUUGGCGACCGCAUCUGUAAGGUCUUCAGUUCCCUGCAGGACGGCUCCUGCACCUUCGAGGACUUCCUCGACAUGAUGUCCGUGCUCAGCGUGCACGCGCCCAAGACGGUCAAGUCCGAGUACGCGUUCCGCAUCUUCGACUUUGACAAUGACGAUAUGAUCGGCCGUGAGGAUCUGAGGGAACUCAUCAACCGGCUGACGGCGCCGCAACGCAUCACCGAAAUGGAGAUGAUGCAACUCAUCCAGAACAUCAACAAUGAGUCUGAUUUGGAUGACGAUGGCAUGCUGUCGUUUGCCGAGUUUGAGCACAUCAUCUCCAAGUGUCCUGACUUCACAGACUCCUUCAGUGUGAAGCUUUAAGCGCUCAAGACGCAGCUGGCUCAAAUAUUAUUGUGAGUACUCAAGUCUAAAAGAUCUUCUUUAUAUGGGUCUGUCACCACUGUCUUCUGAUGCCGCCACAACCACCUCUGUCAGCUGUUUCGACCAAUGUCACUGGCGAUUGACGAGGCAGCGCUAGAUAUGUGUCUGAUAUCACGUAGCUCUUCUGGUUCCAUUGCUCUCGACUAUCACUGCCGGCACGCACAAAGAAGCCACCACAGACUCCCAGCAAAUGGACGUAUGCUCAACAUCUUGGGGUUGAAGGCAGUGGCCGAGGCACACAUUUUGUAUCAACUGAGGAUAUGAUAUGAUAUUCUCGGGGGCUUCCUCCAGCAUGGCACGCACUUUGUUCAAACUGCCGGGAUCAGUUUACGAUAUUCCACAAACAUCAUUUUUUGUCGCACUGGGUUGUGAGUUAUUGACAGCUGGUAAACCUACCUAGCUCAAACUGGGGGAGAGGUGGGGGUAAACCAAGGGGUAAAUGGUGGUGGGUGUUUAACAAAUCUUUUUUAAACUGGCAAUGAUCUGAAGGGAAGUUUGCAAGAAAGAACGACAUCGUCUCAGUGGCUACUGUAAAAGUUAUUUGUAUUGUGUUGAAAUUCUACGUACCGUAUAUGAGGUUUAGCUAUUGCUAGAUUGUUUCAGGAUGGUAUGAGUGCGGAUUUUGUUAUGCGUAGGUUAAAUAGAACCCCGUGUGUGUAAAGGUUGUGGUUGUGUCGCUUUAAUGCAUAUUGGACCGCGAUGUCCAUGUAAAGCAGGCUCUACAAACUCCAUACCAGGAAAUGUGAUGUUAUCGUUCCAUUAUAAAAACAUUUCGUUUUUUAAGAAACAUUAUCUGUAGUGCAAAUAACUUGCCGUUAAUGUUUGACUAAGCAUCGUUGUUUUGAAAAUUUUGGUGUCUGUUUUUGAUGUAGCAUCUUUUUUCAUAGUUCGUCUCGGAAAUAUUAUUCAAGAUUGUUGUGGCGGAUAUAAACUCUCGCAUUGAUGGUCCUGUUUGAAAUUGUUUAUAGUUUUUUUUAUUUCUUUAUAGGCUGCUUAAACAUCCAUAUAUUUUGCAAUUGGUAAUACGUGUAUGCUGUAUAAUGAAACUCAUGUGUCAGCGACGCCACCUGGAGGACCGUCGUUGUGGUUAGUUUCAGUAACUGACCGGGAGGUGGCUCUAGUGUUCGUAUUUGUGCCGUAACUCUAUGGCUCUGUUCGGCCUCGCUUCCUUGCGUUAUUGUUAGUUUGAUGUGAGAAAGGCCUGGCACCUCGGUGGUGGUGGAUAUCUCAGUCGGGUUAGUCAUUAUUCCAUAUCGACUCUUGCCUGGUUAUGGGAUAGAUUGGUGCCAAAGAUAGCGGGGAAGCUGUUCACUUGUGUUUGUCGCGGUUGAAGUCACCGUUCAGCUGAUGUUAGCAUUUGCGGUUGAUUGUGUUUGAUUUGAGUGAAUAGCGGCGCACUGGCUCGCUCAACGCAUUUUCUUGUCACUUUGUUGAGUUUUUUUAUGCGGUCCAAGAGGGUAAUCUAGGGCGCUUAAUGUCGUAGGCUAGGCUCAGGUCAAUAUUUGAUCGCACUUCAAUACACGCGAUUCGAAGCAGACUAUGGCAUCUGAACAAAGUUGGUGGCUUUGGUUACGGUUAUGAUACUGUGCAUGCGUUGUUAUAUGUUCGUUCACGUUACCUAAGACCAAUACAAUAAGCACUUCGGG